AUGGAUACAACCGAUCAGGGUCAGUCCUCAUAUGCAAUUCAAAAGAACAAAACUUGGUCCUUGAUCUGGAAGUUGGGAGUCACUAAUGCCAAUAAGAUGCUUAUUUGGAGGGCCUGUCAUGAGUCUUUGGCUACAAAACUCAAUCUUUUUAAGAAAAGAAUAGUGGACUCUCCUCUAUGUCCUAUUUGUCAUCAAGAGCCAGAGUCUGUGAUGCAUGCUUUGUGGUCAUGUAAUUCAGUUCAAGAUGUCUGGGGAGUGAGUCUCAGGAAAUUGCAGAAAGGAGUAGUAAUGGAAAACAGUUUUAAGGAGCUGUGGACUCUCUUAAUUGCAGAUCUAGAUAGUGAGGAGCUUGAAGAGUUUGCUGCAACAGUUUACCAGAUUUGGAAGAGGCGAAAUAGCUUAGUUUUUGACAACAGGUUUUGGGAUCCAGGGAAGGUAGUUGAGGCAGCCAGGUCUGCUGUGUCUGAAUUCAAGGAAGCUAACACAACCAUUGAAGGUGUUCAGGCAGAAAUUAGACACAGUAUACCUAUAUGGAGUCCUCCACCACUAAAUACUUUCAAAGCCAACUGGGAUGCGGCUGUUGAUAGAAGAAAAAGCAAGAUAGGUGCAGGGGUUGUGAUCAGGGAUUGGGAGGGCAGGACAGUGGCUUCACUGAGUUCACCAAAAAAUUUUUUUCCUGAUGCUUAUCUAGCAGAAUCUUAUGGAGUACUGAAGGCUGUUAUUCUGUGUAAACAACUGGGCAUUAAACAGGUUAUAUUCGAGGGUGAUGCACAACAGGUGGUUAAGGAUCUUAACUACCAAAAUCAAAAAGGAAACUCAGCAGGAAUGAUCUUAUCAGAUGUUAAAGCCUUAUUGCAUCAUUUUGACAGUUGGUCAGUUGUUUAUGUACCGCGUGCUUGUAAUAAUUUGGCUCAUGUCUUAGCCAAGGAUGCUAUUAAACUCUCUGAGGAGAGCAUUAUUUUGGGGGACAUUCCCUCAUGUAUUCAUCCAUUGGAUUAUUUGAGUUGA
Messenger RNA from Carya illinoinensis, 1008 nucleotides. RefSeq lists its product as uncharacterized. Gene Ontology annotation, molecular function: RNA-DNA hybrid ribonuclease activity; nucleic acid binding. Lineage: Eukaryota; Viridiplantae; Streptophyta; Magnoliopsida; Fagales; Juglandaceae. The transcript has a single exon. The coding region runs from base 1 to 1008 and encodes 335 amino acids. The record is from RefSeq and is a predicted model, not a curated record.